Molecule: messenger RNA, 1281 nt
Organism: Penicillium soppii
Lineage: Eukaryota; Fungi; Ascomycota; Eurotiomycetes; Eurotiales; Aspergillaceae
Product: Sec62 family protein translocation protein
Exons: 2
Coding region: 1-1281 (426 amino acids)
Biological process (GO): post-translational protein targeting to membrane, translocation
Cellular component (GO): endoplasmic reticulum membrane; endoplasmic reticulum
Source: RefSeq, a predicted model, not a curated record
AUGGCCAUGCCAGGCCCCAACCCCCAGCAGAUGGCGGCCAUGCAACAGCAGUUCGCCGCUGAAGCCGCUAAACGAGGGAUGACACCCCAGCAGUUCGCUGAAAAGCAACGUGAACAGCUGGCUACCGAUGCUGCGAAGCUUGGUCUGACUACUGAAGAAUAUGUCCAGCAGCUCCGGAUGCGGGCAAUGCAAGCCCACCAGCAGCAACAGCAGCAGCAGCAACAACAAGCUCAGGCACAACAGGGUCAACCCGCAGCGGAAGGACAACAACAACAGACUCAGGCGCCCGCGCCCCAACAGCACCAGCACCAGCACCAAACCACACAGCAGGUCCCUGUGAACCCGAACAACCCUCCCGACCCGAAGGCGAUUGCCGUGGCCAACUGGCUGCGGUCGCAGAACCUCAAACCACGCACAUGUAUCAUGGAUGGACAGCGCAAGGACAUGUUUAAGGGUGAGACAUUGUCAGAGCCCCAAUAUUUUGAGAGCAGAGAAACUAACAUAGCAAAAAAAGUCAAGCGAGCCAUCCGAGCUAUUGAAUCCCCCGCCUAUGCCAAAGCCGCCGCAAAGAAAAACUCCCUCCUUCCUCCUGUGACCGACCGCGCCUCUGCCGAGAAUGUAUUCAAGCUCUUGCCGCUUUCCCUCUUGGCUCUCCGAGUCAGCAAGGUCGACCCGCACGCUGGCCAUGACCACGCCAAACCCAAGAACCGUACCAAGGGACUGUGGACCGUGAAGAUUGAGCAGCACCAGGAGACUGAUCCUAUGAUGCAUUAUGUUUGGCUGUACGAUGGCCCACAAUGGAAGCAGAAGGCCAUGGCCGCUGCUGUUGUUGCGGGUAUCUUUGCUGUUGUUCUAUUCCCUCUGUGGCCUAUGAUGCUGCGCCAGGGAGUAUGGUAUCUGAGUGUUGGUAUGAUGGGACUGCUCGGUCUCUUCUUCGCCAUGGCUAUCUUCCGUUUGAUUCUGUUCUGCAUUACGGUCUUUACUGUCGCGCCGGGUCUCUGGCUGUUCCCCAACCUGUUUGAGGAUGUUGGAUUCUUCGACAGCUUCAAGCCUCUAUGGGGCUGGCAAGAGACAAAGAAGAGCAAAAAGUCCAGCAAAUCCAAGGCCAAGGUUGGGUCUGCCUCUGCAGUCACCGAAGCUGCUCCCUCAGUACCAGCACAGUCUCCCACUACGUCCUCUGCAACCAAGACCCCUGCAGUCUCAACCUCCGCCGAGCCCGCUGAUUCUGCAUCCUUGGCGAGGCGAAAUAUGAAAGCUCAGGUGGAGGAAGUCGAGGAGUAA